Messenger RNA from Populus euphratica (Euphrates poplar), 1843 nucleotides. Its product is annotated as Rab3 GTPase-activating protein non-catalytic subunit. Bases 127 to 1494 code for a protein of 455 amino acids. Gene Ontology annotation, molecular function: protein binding. The record is from RefSeq and is a predicted model, not a curated record. The transcript has 8 exons. Gene Ontology annotation, biological process: regulation of GTPase activity. Lineage: Eukaryota; Viridiplantae; Streptophyta; Magnoliopsida; Malpighiales; Salicaceae.
GGACCCAAAAGAAAUACUGCUAAAACUAUACUAUCGAAGUACACUUUAUCCUUCGCUUCAUUUCUCGUUCUUCUUCCUUUCUUUUCAAAGAUUGCAACACAUCACCACUCCAAAAAGUCGAAUGACAUGUCGUCUAAGCGAAGUCACACGACGGAGCUCGGCUGCAUAGCCAGCGAGGAGCUAACCGACCUCGGUGCAGGCAAGGAAGGAUGGCUCGUUGAAAACCCGAACCUUCUAUGCGCUCUAGACACUCACUCUCUCGCUCUUGCAAAUCGGUCUUUAAUUUUGAUCACCGGGUGGGACGAUGGGCCCCGUAUCAAGAUCCGACCCGAGUUGUCCCCAAUCGAAUCGGAAAUCAUUUCCGCUCUAGAAUGGCUAGUGUUUGACGAGAUUAAAGUGAUCGCAGUUGGCACUUCACGUGGGUAUUUCAUGGUUUAUUCAUUGGAUGGUCUUUUAAUACAUAGACAGUUGGUGUAUCCUGGGCGUAUAUUGAAAUUAAGAGUCCGUGGAACUAAGAAAGAUAUGAUGAGUAGUCAUGAGGGGUCCAGUGAGGAGGUUUCGGUUGUUAUUCCAGGCGUCAUUGCGCGUUUCGAUGGCGUUGAGAUUCGGAAUAUAUUGCAAGAGUGGUUUCAAGAAACGAAUUCGCAUUUCUGGGAUGAAAAGUCCAAAAGGAGAGAUUACGAGGAGCUAGGAAAUGGUUUUAAGAGAUUGCCUCAUCAGUUGUGGAGUGUUGAUAAAUUUGGGUUGUGUGCUGAUGCAGCUAUCACUGGAAUAAUGCCUCCUCCGCUAAUGGAAAUUCAGUCAAGUCAACGUUACUAUCGUGCAGUCACAAUUGGAGAGGAUGCUGUGAUUUCAGCUUAUAGGCUUUCAGAAGACAGAAGCAGGUCUUUGGUGGGAGCUAUUUUGUCAAAAGUUGUGCCCGCAGCAUUCUCAACUAUAUCUUCUGUUUCUAAAAUGAUAUGGCGGAGUGAACGAACGCCAACCAAAAAAUCAGAAGUAAAGCCCCAAUCAUUUGCUAAAGCUUCUCCCUUAACAUGUUUGAAGGAUCACCCAAGGAAAGGUGAGAAGCUCACAUUAUCACCUAGUGGAACAUUGGCUGCAAUUACAGAUUCACUUGGUCGUAUAUUGUUAUUGGACACUCAGGCACUGGUGGUUGUGCGACUAUGGAAGGGAUAUCGUGAUGCUAACUGUCUGUUUAUGGAGAUGCUAGUUAGCAUGAACAGUGCGGGGGCAAGUUCCUCUCACCACGAACCAUCAAAGAGUGAUUAUUGCCUCUGUCUAGCAAUUCAUGCACCUCGGAAAGGGAUCAUUGAGGUCUGGCAGAUGAGAACUGGACCACGUUUGCUAACGAUUCAAUGUGCUAAGGGUAGUAAAUUACUGCAACCAACAUACAGGUUUGGAUCAUCAUUGGACUCUCCAUAUGUUCCUCUAGAAGUUUUCUUAUUGAACGGAGACUCAGGUCAAUUGUCAGUUUUAAACCGUUCUCUUAGCUGAAUUGGUAAAUCAUUUUCUUUCUUCAGCAUUGUACCCUUUUAUUUGGUGUAUGAUAACCGAGAUAAUUUCUUCUGCAUCCUUCUAUUUUCUUCAGAAUAUAUGUACAUAACUAACUAAUUAAAAGUUUUGCCAGAAGAAAAAAAAGUAGAAAUGUCAGACCUCUGAGAAGAAAUUUCUCCUGGCUAAUGAAUUUUUUUAUGGCCCUGUAAGAAGCGUGUGAAAACAAGUCCGAGAGCAGGCAGGAAGCACCUAGUUUUUGUUAGGAAAACGAUUGAUAAAGAAACUUCAUUAAAACUGUAUACAAGCUAUGUACAGAUGAUAAAUGGCCAUGGAAAGUUUUUUCUGUUCA